AUGGAGGGACAGACCCCAGGAGACAGAGGCCUUUCGGAAAAGCCGGUCCCCACGGCCACCCGCCCCAGUCUGUCCUCACUGGGUGCUGUCUUCAUUCUCCUGAAGUCCGCGCUGGGCGCCGGCCUGCUCAGCUUCCCGUGGGCCUUCCACAAGGCGGGUGGGGUGGCCCCCGCUUUCCUAGCGGAGCUGGUCUCCUUGGUCUUCCUGAUCAGUGGGCUGGUCAUCCUGGGCUAUGCUGCCUCCGUCAGUGGCCAGGCCACCUACCAGGGCGUGGUCGGAGGGCUGUGUGGCCCCACCAUCAGGAAGCUGUGUGAGGCCUGCUUCAUCAUCAACCUGCUCAUGAUCUCCGUGGCCUUCCUCAGGGUGAUCGGGGACCAGCUGGAGAAGUUGUGCGACCUGCUGCUGCCCGGCGCCCCGCCAGCCCUGCAGCCCUGGUACACCGACCAGCGCUUCACCCUGACACUGCUCUCCAUGCUGGCCAUCCUGCCCCUGUCCGCCCCACGUGAGAUCGGCUUCCAGAAAUACACAAGCAUCCUAGGCACCCUGGCCGCCUGCUACCUGGCCCUGGUCAUCGUGGCACAGUACUACCUCGGGCCCCAAGACCUCGCUCGUGAGCCCCACCUGGCAUCGAGUCCUUCCUCCUGGGCCUCCGUAUUUAGUGUCUUUCCCACCAUCUGCUUCGGAUUUCAGUGUCACGAAGCUGCCGUGUCCAUCUACUGCAGCAUGCGCCACCAGAGCCUCGGGCACUGGGCCCUCGUCUCCGUGCUGUCCUUGCUGGCCUGCUGCCUUGUCUACUCGUUGACAGGCGUGUACGGCUUCCUGACCUUUGGGACAGACGUUUCUGCUGACAUCCUGAUGUCCUACCCAGGCAACGAUGGGGUCAUCAUCGUUGCCCGGGUCCUCUUCACUGUGUCCAUCGUGACUGUCUACCCCAUCGUGCUCUUCCUGGGGAGGUCAGUGAUGCAGGAUUUCUGGAGGAGGGGCUGCUGCUGGGCGUGUGGGCCCCAGCCCCUGGCCGAGCCCUCGGGGCCGUGGGUCCGGAUGUCGCUGACCGUCCUGUGGGUCACCGUGACGCUCGCCAUGGCCCUGUUCCUGCCCGACCUCAGCGAGAUCAUCGGCGUCAUCGGUGGCGUCAGCUCCUUCUUCAUCUUCAUCUUCCCAGGCCUGUGCCUCAUUUGUGCCAUCAGUGUGGAGCCCGUCGGACCCCGAGUUAAGUGCUUCCUGGAGGCCUGGGGGGUGGUCUCCGUGCUCGUCGGCACCUUCAUCUUCGGGCAGAGCACGGUGGCGGCUGUCAUGGAGCUGCUCUGAGGGGCGGCCCGCGGCCGAGCGGGAUGGGGUCUCCACGGCUGCCCUGGUCCGGCUGCCUGCAUCCAGCCGUGAGACCGAUGUUAUCUCAUCAUAAAGAUGCUGGAGAAACGGAUACGUUCUGCCUUCCCAGGCUGCUCAUUUGGGCUUCUGCUGGUUCCCAGGGUUUCUGGUGCAGUGGUGAGGAGUUUCUUAGUGUCCUGGGCCUGUCCUGCAAGUGACCACAGACUGGGGGCUUCUGGCAACAGCAGUGCAUUCUCUCACAGUCUGGAGGCUAGAAGUCUGAGAUCAAGGUGUGGGCGGGGCUGGCACCCUCCCUCUGCAGGCUCUAGGGGGACGGUCCCUCCUGCCUCUUCCGGCUUCUGCUGGUUGCUGGCCAUCCUUGGUUCUCCUUGGCUUGUGGCUGCAUGCGUCCAAUUUCUGCCGCCUCCCAUGUGGCCGUCUUCCCUAUGUAUCUGUCUCAAUUUCCCUCUUACAGGGCUCACCCUACUUCAGUAUGGCUUCAUCUUGAUUACUUAAUUGGGAUCUGCAAAUAUCCUAUUUCCAAAUAAGGUCACAUUCACGGUUUCCAGAGGUUAGGGCUUAAACUGUGUCCCCCAGAAAAAUAAGUUAAACCCAUAACUGGGAGGCAGGUGCUGAGGCCCAGAGAGCCCUACUUUGGGGUGCUGAGAUCAAAGGCACGAGGCAAGGGCAUUGCUCGGUGGGUGAGAGCCCAGAGGGCAUUUGGAGCGGCCUCCGGUGGCGAUGGCAGUGCCACGGCACGGGGGAAUGCCCAAGGAGAUGCGUGCCCAGAGCUGGCCACACAGCCUGUGCUUGGCCUCGCUCCAGUGGGGGGGGGGGGACCCGAGGAGAGCCCCCGCCCCUUCCACUGGCUGGACCUGAAGAGCCUGGAGGCCAAGUGCGCUGUCUGCUCCAUGAUUCCCUCCCCGAUCCGGGGGUGAGGAACCACGCCUGGAGCUGCGGCUGAGGGGGCAGGGAUCUGCCCGCGGCCGGGGAGGAGAGGAGGACGGGGCCAGGGGCUCCCGCGUCGCCGCCCCCGGCACUGACCCUGCCCAGGGCCCGGCAACCCCCGGGUGGAUGUUGCUGGAUUCAGGCCGCUCUUCCUCUGCCCUGGGACGUCUGCCAGGAGCCAGCAGUGCCAGAGCCUGCGUGGGCUGACGUCCUUCAGACACCUCCCUCCAGGGAUUUGCCCGUUCUGGACUUUCCACAUGAAUACAUGGCCUUUUGUGUCUGGUUCCUUUGACUUAGCGUGAUGUUUUCAAACUCGCCCAUUUUCCAGGUGGAGGGGAUUCUCAUAGGACUGAGCCUCAGAUCGGCCAUGAUCACGCAAGGACAUGAUGCACAGAAAUGCAGGCUGGGAUGCCGCCCUCUGAUGUCUGAGCUCGUGAGGCAGGAUGGCGGCCACAUGCCUCCCGUGGAAGGCUUGGGUUUUGAAUGGGACACGGCAAGGGACACAGAUGCUGAACAUCUGUUUGAGCAGAACUCGUAGACCACGAAGGUGACGCCGUCCGCCAGCCUCACGGCAGCGAUGCUGCAAGAGGAGAGAGACCGGACUCAGUGGCUGCACGGGGCUGCCGGCCUGCUUGCUCCCCAAUGGGGUGCACACAGGGCCACACGCCCCCCCAGACAGGGCGGCCCGAGCCAGGCUCGGGGCUGCCUGAAGACCCUGGAAACGUGAGGCUGGCAGAAGCUGCAGCAGCCGGGGGUGGUGACAGGCCCGCAAGGCAGCCUGUCACCACCCGAGGCUGCCCUCAGUAAGACGCUCCCUUUCUGAUCAGGCCCCCCGAACCCUCCAGGACCAGCCACCUAGUCUGAUCAGCUGCGUGCACCUCUCUACCCUCUAGAGCAAGGCCUGGCCCGGUACAGGGGCCAGCGUGGCUGCUGAAUGAACGACAGUGAAACGUCUUUGAAAAAGGCUUUCUAGUCAUUGAAAAACCUACCUUUAAAACUAAAAGCAUCUCCACCUCCCACGUUGUCCUUCAUAAUCAUUUUUUCAUUUAAUCCUUAAAAGUAGGAGAAUCAGACAUGGCCCAAGGCCAGAGCUGUCGUCCCUGUGUGAGCACCAGGGUACUCACCCCAUUUCAAGUAAGACAGAGACCCAGGCUGGGGGGAUGGAGCAAGG
Molecule: messenger RNA, 3427 nt
Organism: Globicephala melas (long-finned pilot whale)
Lineage: Eukaryota; Metazoa; Chordata; Mammalia; Artiodactyla; Delphinidae
Gene: SLC38A8
Product: solute carrier family 38 member 8
Biological process (GO): amino acid transmembrane transport
Molecular function (GO): L-amino acid transmembrane transporter activity
Source: RefSeq, a predicted model, not a curated record